Messenger RNA from Phalaenopsis equestris, 656 nucleotides. Its product is annotated as pyrophosphate-energized vacuolar membrane proton pump-like. Gene Ontology annotation, biological process: proton transmembrane transport. Lineage: Eukaryota; Viridiplantae; Streptophyta; Magnoliopsida; Asparagales; Orchidaceae. Gene Ontology annotation, cellular component: membrane. Bases 22 to 375 code for a protein of 117 amino acids. The transcript is spliced from 3 exons. Gene Ontology annotation, molecular function: inorganic diphosphate phosphatase activity; diphosphate hydrolysis-driven proton transmembrane transporter activity. The record is from RefSeq and is a predicted model, not a curated record.
AUACCCCCUGGUGCUCUAGUCAUGCUUACGCCCCUUAUUGUUGGGACUUUCUUUGGUGUGGAGACCCUAUCUGGAGUACUCGCCGGCGCUCUCGUUUCUGGUGUUCAGAUCGCCAUCUCUGCAUCAAACACAGGCGGUGCUUGGGACAAUGCCAAGAAAUACAUCGAGGCCGGCGCAUCAGAGCAUGCUAGGACUCUGGGUCCUAAGGGGUCGGACCCUCACAAGGCGGCCGUCAUUGGAGACACCAUUGGUGACCCUCUAAAGGACACUUCUGGCCCUUCUCUUAAUAUCCUGAUCAAGCUGAUGGCCGUCGAAUCUCUCGUCUUUGCGCCCUUCUUCGCCACUCACGGCGGUCUCCUUUUCAAGAUCUUCUGAUAUAAUUGAGGAUCAUGUCACGGCUCUAUAUCUCUGGUUCAGUUUCAGUUCUGUUGUCUGAUUGAGCUCAUCUCGGUUAUAGGUCAUGCAAAAAGUUUUCCCCUACCAAGUUUUAGAUGCAUAAAUACUGUAAUUUGCUGUUAAUUAUUCAGUCGGUCAUGUUCUCUUGGUCGUCGUCCUACUUCUCGAAUGUUUUGUUUGGAGUGUUUGCAGCUUGAUUAGCUUGAUUGUUGGUUUCAUCUUGUUUUUACUUCAACCUUAGUGAGAAAAGUUUUAUGAUC